GCGGAGCGCCGCAUCGUAGCUACUCUUCCCCGCUGUGCUAGUGGGUUAAUCAAAAUAGAACAUUACAUUUCGCAACGCUCUCCUUUUAGACUAAAAAACUAACACUAUACAUCUCUUUUCCAUAAAGUGCAAAAAUGAAAUAUAGGGUUUCGCACAGGUUCCUUCUACUCCCGCACCAUACUCGUCCCUUUAACCACACACGCUGCUUCACUUCCUUCGCAAAAAAGUUUCAAACACCUCAAGCUCGUGCUUCUGUCAAUGGCGGAAGUGGAAAUUCUCAAGGGGAUUCUUUUCUUGUACCUGGGGCAACAGUUGCUACCAUUCUGAUGCUUGGUGUUCUCCAUGCCCGACGACUCUAUGAUGACAAGAAGACUGAAGAGAUGAGGGAGAAAGGAAUUGAGUUGGAGUUCCAACCUGAUGUAAAGGCUACAUUUUUGAGAAUACUGCCUCUGCGUUCAAUUUCUAGAUGUUGGGGAUACUUGACAAGCAUGGAAAUACCAGUGUGGCUAAGGCCGUAUGUUUAUAAAGCUUGGGCUCGAGCAUUCCAUUCAAAUUUGGAAGAAGCUGCUUUACCUCUAGACAAGUAUACCUCUUUAAGGGAUUUCUUUGGUCGGGCUUUGAAAGAAGGUUCCAGGCCUAUUGAUGCUUAUUCACAGUGUCUGGUUAGUCCUGUAGAUGGCAUAGUUUUAAGAUUUGGGGAGUUGAAGGGAGCAGGGGCAAUGAUUGAACAAGUAAAAGGGUUUUCAUAUUCUGUUUUUUCUCUUCUUGGUGCAAGCCCUUCCCUUCCAACAACAGCUGAUGGUGAUGUGCAAGAGGAGCACAGUGAAUCAAUAACUACUACUGAGAAGAACAAGAAAUCAUGGUGGAGGGUUUCAUUGGCUUCGCCAAAAGUUUGGGACCCAACAUCACGCCCAAAGAGAGGCCUUUUUUACUGUGUGAUUUACUUGAAGCCUGGAGAUUACCAUCGGAUACACUCCCCAGCUGACUGGAACAUUCUAGUACGCAGGCAUUUUUCUGGCCGACUUUAUCCCUUGAAUGAACGUGCUACAAGAACAAUUAGAAAUCUCUAUAUAGAGAAUGAGAGGGUUAUUCUUGAAGGUCUAUGGCAGGAAGGGUUUAUGGCACUUGCUGCAAUUGGUGCCACAAAUAUUGGGUCAAUUGAGCUUUUCAUUGAGCCCGAACUUCAGACAAACAAGCCAAUGAAGAAGUUUCUACAUUCAGAGCCCCCUGAAGAACGGGUUUAUGAAUGUGAAGGUGUUGGUAGAAUGCUUAAAAAAGGAGAUGAGUUAGGUGCUUUCAACAUGGGAUCAACAGUUGUGCUUGUUUUCCAAGCUCCAAUUUCGAAACUCCACGAGGGCGAUUCAUCUCAAGAGUUCCAGUUCUGUGUCAAAGGCGGGGAUAGAAUUCGUGUUGGUGAGGCUCUAGGGAGGUGGCAUUGUUCGUGACAAAGUUAAUUUUGUGUGCAGCUCAUUAUAUUUGUGAAAUAUACGCUGCCCCAGACUGGUGAUGUUUAAAGUAUUUUCGAUAUUUUAUAUGAAGAAUCUUUAGUACCACUUACUCGAAACUAUGAUUAAUAUUUGAUAUUAAUGGAUUUGAAUCAUCCCGUAUUAUUAAGAUGAUAUU
Abrus precatorius (Indian licorice) is the source of this 1623-nucleotide messenger RNA. Its product is annotated as phosphatidylserine decarboxylase proenzyme 1, mitochondrial. The transcript has 12 exons. Gene Ontology annotation, molecular function: phosphatidylserine decarboxylase activity. Bases 135 to 1445 code for a protein of 436 amino acids. The record is from RefSeq and is a predicted model, not a curated record. Gene Ontology annotation, biological process: phosphatidylethanolamine biosynthetic process. NCBI's taxonomy places the organism in Eukaryota, Viridiplantae, Streptophyta, Magnoliopsida, Fabales, Fabaceae. Gene Ontology annotation, cellular component: mitochondrion.